This is a messenger RNA of Lathyrus oleraceus (garden pea), 2818 nucleotides long. Its product is annotated as acid beta-fructofuranosidase. Gene Ontology annotation, molecular function: hydrolase activity, hydrolyzing O-glycosyl compounds. The record is from RefSeq and is a predicted model, not a curated record. NCBI's taxonomy places the organism in Eukaryota, Viridiplantae, Streptophyta, Magnoliopsida, Fabales, Fabaceae. The coding region runs from base 956 to 2557 and encodes 533 amino acids. The transcript is spliced from 6 exons. Gene Ontology annotation, biological process: carbohydrate metabolic process.
UGUUUCUUCAUUCAAUUUCGACCUAUCCAGACUGUAGGACUCGGUCUUUCUUAUUAUUAUUUCCCUAUAAAUACCACCAAUGUGUCAUCAACAUUUCAAUUAACUCCCAUUUUCAUUUUACUCCGCCAUGAGGAACGACUCUCCCUACACUCCUCUUCUUAAUGGCUCCGCCAAUAACCACCGUAGAGACCUUCUUCUUGUGCUCUCCGGUUUGCUCUUACUCGCUUCGAUAAUCGCUUUUAGCGGCUACCGCGGUGGUUUCAUCAACUCACGUGAACCUCAUGCCGACGUGUCAUCGUCAUCGUCAUCGUCAGCAUCGUCCGAUGAAGCAGCCAAACCGAGCGCGGUUUCGCGAGGCGUUUCCUCCGGUGUGUCGGAGAAGUCAAACACGUUUCUCUCUGGUAAGGUCGUUGGAGAAGCUGAAUCGUUUCCUUGGGAUAAUACUAUGUUGUCAUGGCAGAGAACGGCUUUUCAUUUUCAGCCAGAGAAGAAUUGGAUGAAUGGUAGUAUUUUCAUCCAUCGAUCUAUCUAUCUAUUUUUCUUUUUUGUUUUCUUUGUUUAUUUAAUUGAGACAAGCUAUAUUUAAUGAAAAGUGAUUUUUGGAGAAGUGAUUAUGAUAACUGAAACCCGAGAGAUUUGUUCAUUUUAAAUUAAGUGAAAAGAAAAGCUAGUUUGUUUUUCGCUUAGAUUAUUUGUGCCUUUCCAAGUAUCAUGGAUUGGAAUUUAGUUGUUAUGUGCUGGAAUGGAAUAGGAUUUUAUUAUAAUGAACAAAAGAGUUGAAUAGUGAAAAGAGAUGAAGAUGACACUUUUAAUUGUCAUUAUUUAGAAAAAAAAGGAUUAUCGAUGGUUUUUAAAUUUCUGACUAUUUCUUAAUGUUCAAUAGUGGUGAACAAAAUUAACACGAUUUCUUUUUUUUUGUUUUUUGUUUUUUGUUGGAUGAUGUUGGCUUGGACUGAUGGUGGAAUCUGGUUUGAUACUUGGCUUUGUUUCAGAUCCUAACGGUCCAUUGUAUUACAAGGGAUGGUACCAUUUUUUCUACCAAUACAAUCCAAAUGGUGCAGUUUGGGGAGACAUAGUUUGGGGGCACGCAGUGUCAAGAGACAUUAUCCAUUGGCUUCACCUUCCACUAGCAAUGGUGGCAGAUCAAUGGUACGAUAGUAACGGCGUUUGGACAGGCUCUGCUACCAUCUUACCUGACGGUCAAGUCAUCAUGUUAUAUACCGGUUCGACCAAUGAAUCAGUGCAAGUUCAAAACCUUGCAUACCCUGCUGAUCUCAAUGAUCCUCUCCUUGUGGAUUGGAUCAAGUACCCUUCCAACCCGGUUCUCGUCCCUCCAAAAGGCAUCCUUCCGAAGGACUUUCGAGACCCGACGACAGCUUGGCUUACUACCGAAGGAAAGUGGCGAAUAACCAUAGGCUCCAAGAUAAACAAAACCGGUGUUGCAUUGGUUUAUGAUACAGUGGAUUUCAAGACCUAUGAGCGUAAAGACGUGUUGCUUAACGCUGUUCCUGGUACUGGUAUGUGGGAGUGUGUGGAUUUUUUCCCUGUUUCUAAGAAGUCUGAAAAUGGUUCGGAUACUUCUAUUAACGGCGUCGAGGUUAAGCAUGUGAUGAAGGUGAGUUUGGAUGAUGAUAGACAUGAUUAUUACUCAUUGGGGACUUAUGAUGAGAAGAAGGUUAAGUUUAUAGCAGAUGAUUUUAAAAAUGAUGUUGGUGUUGGAUUGAGGUAUGAUUACGGUAUAUUCUACGCUUCCAAGACAUUUUACGAUCAGAAAAAGAAUAGGAGAGUGUUAUGGGGUUGGAUUGGAGAAUCCGAUAGCGAAUACGCUGAUGUUGCCAAAGGCUGGGCUUCAGUUCAGAGCAUUCCAAGAAUUGUGAAGCUUGAUAAGAAGACUGGUAGCAACUUGCUUCAAUGGCCUGUUGCGGAGGUGGAGAGUUUGAGAUUAAAAAGUGAUGAAUUUAAAAACUUGAAGGUUAAGCCAGGGGCAGUGGUGUCACUAGAUAUUGAAACUGCCACACAGUUGGACAUUGUAGCCGAGUUUGAGAUAGACAAAGAAGCUUUGGAGAAAACAGCUCAAUCCAAUGUGGAGUAUGAGUGCAGCACCAGUGGCGGAGCUUCCCGUCGCGGUGCCUUAGGACCUUUUGGUCUAUAUGUUUUGGCAGAUAAAGGUCUUUCUGAAUACACUCCUGUGUACUUUUAUGUUGUAAAGGGAAGCAAUGGAAAACUCAAGACUUCUUUUUGCUCUGAUCAAUCAAGGUCUUCUCUUGCAAAUGAUGUUCAUAAACAAAUCUAUGGGAGUGUAGUACCAGUACUUGAAGGAGAAAAAUUAUCCUUAAGGAUACUAGUGGACCAUUCUAUAGUUGAAAGCUUUGCUCAAGGUGGAAGAACAUGUAUAACAUCAAGAGUUUAUCCAACAAGGGCAAUUUAUGGAGCUGCUAGAUUGUUCUUAUUCAACCAUGCUAUUGAAACCAAUGUCACUGCCUCUCUCAAAGUUUGGCAGAUGAAUUCUGCAUUUAUACGCCCAUACCACCCUGAUCAAAAGAGUCAGAGAAAUUAAAUUGGAUAUUUGAGACACGCAAUCACAAGGAAGAAUUGUGGGGAAACUAUUUGGUAGGAAAGUUGUGGCUAACAACUUUAGUGAUCCAAUCAAAUCAUCAACCCUUUUAAUGUUGUGGCCUUUUUUGUACAAUUUUCCUUAGCCAAUUUUUGUUCAAUUAUACUUUAGAAUGUUUCAUUGUAAUUUGAUUACCCCACAUGUGAUUAUAUCUUAAGUGGUUGAUAUGUUCAUUGAAGAAAUAUCAUUGAUGUUAGUGCUCUC